This is a messenger RNA of Westerdykella ornata, 1039 nucleotides long. Its product is annotated as 2-hydroxy-3-keto-5-methylthiopentenyl-1-phosphate phosphatase-like protein. The record is from RefSeq and is a predicted model, not a curated record. Lineage: Eukaryota; Fungi; Ascomycota; Dothideomycetes; Pleosporales; Sporormiaceae. Bases 121 to 960 code for a protein of 279 amino acids. Gene Ontology annotation, molecular function: phosphatase activity. The transcript is spliced from 3 exons.
CAACAACAUCUGCCUCUGAUAAACACAUCUUUUGCUUUCGGAGGGGCCGGUUGCUGAGUCUUUCGCUGAAUCCUUGGUUAUCUAUUCUGUGCUCUUCGUUCUUGCAAACAUCAAGCAAAGAUGGGAUCGCAAGCUGGAUCGGAUCUUCCUGCGAUGAAGACCAACCCCAAAUUCAUUUUCUUCAGCGAUUUUGACGGCACAAUUACGCUGCAGGACAGCAAUGACUUCAUGACCGACAACAUCGGCUACGGCCGUGACAAGAGGCGGCAAGGGAACCUGGACACGCUCACGGGCAAGAUUACUUUCCGCGACUCCUUCCGGGAAAUGAUGGACAGCAUCAAGAAGCCGUACAACGAGUGCAUAGACUACCUCGUGUCCAACAUCAAGCUGGAUCCCGGUUUCAAGGCCUUCUUCGAAUGGAGCAUGCAGCACAACAUCCCCGUCGUCGUGCUCUCCUCGGGAAUGGAACCCAUCAUCCAGGCCCUCCUGAGGGCGCUCGUGGGCCCGGACGCGGAAAAGAUCCAGGUCCUCGGAAACUUCGUCAGGGCUCGACCGGGGAAGCGCAUCGACGAGGAAGGCGGAUGGGAGAUCGAGUUCCGCAAUCCGGAGAGCGGGUUCGGGCAUGACAAGUCGAUUGAGCUGCGCAAAUACUCGUCACUUCCUGAAGAGAUCCGGCCGACGAUGUUUUACGCUGGUGACGGUGUUUCGGAUCUUUCUGCUGCUCGGGAGACGGAUCUGCUCUUUGCCAAAAAGGGGCACGACCUGAUCACCUAUUGCGUGAAGGAGAAUGUGCCCUUCACCGUCUUCGAGCACUGGGGAGACAUUCUCGACAAGUGCAAGGAGAUUGUCGAGGGAAGGAUCACGGUUAAGCAAGCUGCUCAAGAUGGCUUCGAGGCAUACAAGGCUGGCGAAGCUGGACUGGCUCCAGUUGGAGACGCGGGACAGCCUACGGUCAAAUAGAUUACGCAAGCAUUGGAGCGUUCAGCAAAACUAUAUUACACCACGGUACAUACACAGAUAGAAGAUAGACAUAUAGACG